Molecule: messenger RNA, 3293 nt
Organism: Porites lobata
Lineage: Eukaryota; Metazoa; Cnidaria; Anthozoa; Scleractinia; Poritidae
Source: the annotation of a GenBank genome assembly
CUGUGGCCCACCCCACGCAUAGUCUCUAGCGUGGCAGGAAAGAUACGUAUUCCCAAUCUCUCAUCCGAGCCACACUUCCUCAAGCGAAAUGAGCACUUCUGCCAGGUGCAGCGCCACCUUCACACCAGAACCCCUCGGCGACAACUCACCCCAACAGCCAAGCCACCUCCCAAACCAACAGUACCUAUCCCAGGUACAAAACACUCACAACCGUAUGCGCCUUGACCCAGACAACUUACUUCCCGGGAUAUAAGAGCAAAGUUCACUUCGCUGUUGGACGAGUAUGACCACGUGUUCGACCCAAACAUCAAGGGCUACAACGGUGCGGAAGGUCCGUUCGAAGCAAGAGUCAACAUGGGACCUGUAGAACCCCCCAGCGGAAAGGCCGUCUACCACAGUAUGCCCGUCACCAGCUAGUGGAGCUCCAGCAGAAAUUUGACGAACUUGAAGCUUUGGGUGUCUUCAGUCGCCCAAGACAUAAAACAUCACGGUCGAGUACCUGAACCCAUCAUUUCGUCAAGAAACCCAAUGGUGGCUCCCCCCUAGUUACUGCAUUCGCUGAUGUCGGCCGCCACAGCAAGCCACAACCUUCACUCAUGCCAGAUGUGGACUCCACGUUGCGCCAUAUCGCCCAGUGGAAACACAUCAUCGCAUCGGACUUGACCAGCGCUUUUACCAAAUCCCCUCGCGUGCCUCCAUGAAGUACUGUGGGGUAGCUACCCCAUUCCGGGAGUGCGGCGUAUACACACGGUCGGCCAUGGGCAUACCCGGCUCAAACGGCACUGGAAGAACUUAUGUGUCGCGUCCUUGGUCACCUUUUUUAGAAGAAGGCGUCGUCGCCAAAAUCGCAGACGAUCUAUACUGUGGGGGAAACACGCCACAAGAACUCCUACGAAACUGGAGGAAGGUUCUAGCAGCCCUCCACAAGUGUGACCUCCGCCUCUCCGCAUCGAAGACGAUCAUCAAUCCUCGGUCCACAACAAUACUGGGAUGGAUUUGGAACGCUGGCACUUUAAGAGCAAGCCCUCACCGCAUCGCCACCCUCGCCUCGUGUCCUGAACCUGAAACCGUUGGCGCAUGCGAUCAUUCAUAGGAGCAUACAAGGUGCUCUCCCUGCGUAAUUCCGGGUGCUCGUCACUCCUUGCACAACUUGAUGACACCGUAGCUGGCCGCGAAUCUAAAGAACACAUACAAUGGUCAGACGACCUCCGAACCGUUCCUCCAUGCCCAGAAGCCCUCUCCACUGCUCGCACCAUUUCGCUACCCAAACCAAGUGACCAGUUGUGGAUUGUGACCGACGGGCGGUCCGUAAGCCUGGAAUAGGAGCCACGCUUUACGCCACCCGUGACAACAAACUUCAUUUGGCAGGGUUCUUUAGCACAAAGCUUCGGGCUCACAACCGACAUGGUUACCGUGUGAGGUGGAGGCCCUAGCUAUUGCCGUUGCCACCAAGCACUUCAGCCCGUACCUAAUCCAAUCCCUUCACAAGGCCUACAUCCUAACCGACAGCAAACCGUGCGUACAGGCAUUUGAAAAACUCUGUCGCGGGGAGUUUUCCGCUAGCCCUCGCGUCUCCACCUUUCUAUCAACUGUGAGUCGGUAUCAAGCGUCCGUCAGACAUGUAUCCGGAUCUGCGAUCCUACCCUCUGAUUUCGCCAGCCGCAACGCACCCCCUUGCGAAGACGAAGCCUGCCAGAUCUGCGCCUUCACAAAACUCACCCAAGACUCCGUUGUCAGAAACACAUCGGUACAGGAUAUACUGCGUGGUGAUGAGCGCCUACCCUUCACCAGCCGCACUGCCUGGUUAGCCAUUCAGGCCGAAUGUGCCGAUCUGCGGCGUACUCGCGCCCACUUACAACAAGGGACACGCCCUUCGAAGAAACUUACCAACAUAAAAGAUGUUAAAAGAUACCUGAACGUUGCUACCAUUGCAAACGAUGGCUUGCUCGUUGUCCGGCGUGAUGAACCCCUUGUACCUAGCCGCGAGUGCAUCAUUGUCCCUCGACAAGUGCUUGAUGGACUGCUGACAGCCCUACACAUACAGCUCACCCAUCCAUCGAGCCAUCAACUCCAAGCUGUAACCAACCGGUACCUAUAUGCCUUAGACAUACACAAGGCCAUCGACCGCGUGACCCAAGCUUGCCACAUCUGUGCCUCUCUACGCCAAACUCCGAAAAUGCGCGUGGAGCAGUCGUCCUGCCCCCCCCGACGCAGUUGGCGAUCAUUUGCCGCAGAUGUCAUCAGACGCUCAAGACAACUUGUGCUUGUACCACGUGAGUGCGUGACAUCGUUUACAGCCACAACCCUGCUGGAAGACGCGGCCGUCACAACACUCUGCGCGACGCCUUAUCCGCCUUUGUGUCCAACUACGUCCACUAGAUGGACCAACAGCCGUCAUAAUGCCGACCCAGCCCCAGGAUUCAAAGCACUCAGGGAUGAUCAACUACUGAAACACCACAGGAUCACCCUUGAGAUCGGCGACGCCAAAAACAGAAACAAGAACCCUAUUGCAGAGCGGGCAGUACAGGAGGUAGAAAGCGAACUACUCCGCCAUGAUCCACUAGGGCGGUCCAGUAAACCACGUGCAACUCGCCGUGGUCACAGCCAAUCUAAACGCGCCCGGCUCACGUGGUCUUUCCGCAAGAGAGAUGUGGACCCAACGUGAUCAGUUCACAAACCAGCAGAUCCCCUACAAGACCAGGACAUCAUCCUCGACAACAUACACAACGGUUGUCUAACCACCCCACAGUGAGAAGUCCAAGACACCUAUCUCAAAGAGCACCCCCACUGACCGCGUUGCUGUAGGUGAUUUAGUCUACCUCUAUGCCGAUCGGAACAAGACCAGAGCCCGCGAUCGCUACCUUGUCGUAGAAAUAACCGGCUCGUUCUGCAACGUCAAGAAAUUCAUUGGCUCCCAACUCCGCAGCACGUCUUACCGAGUGAAGAUGUCUGAGUGCUAUCGAGUCCCAUCCGAAGUCGUGAACCACAGACCACCUGCUCCCAAUAGGGACGCAGACUCAUCAUCUGACGAAACUCCACAAACACAGCCAGAACCACCGCCCCCGCCAAACAUUCCGUGCGCGAUCUCGACACCUUCUACCCAGGAAAUCCCCCACCUUGAUGACUUCCCUACCAGCCACGAUGAGUCUCACGAUACCGUGACCGUGACCCACCCUGAUGAACCCAGAGACCCCUAUGCUAGUGACAGCGAAUCAGAUGCCCCCCCCCCUCCUCGCCGAUCCACACGUGAGCGACGCCGACCCGCACGUUUUGAGGACUUUGAUAUGGAUUAA